AUGCUCCGCCGCCAAAACCGGCUGCUCUCACUCCUACGCAACGGCAGCGCUCUCCCUCUCCUCACCUGCACCAACACCUCCCUCCGCCGCCACUUCUCCGCUACCGCAUCCACCUCACCUUUCGCCGCCGAGGACUACCUCGUCGCCGCCUGCGGUCUCACCCGAGCGCAGGCACUCAAGGCAUCCAAGGAACUCUCGCACCUCAGGUCCCCCUCCAACAGCGACGCGGUGCUCUCCUUCCUCUCGGGCCUCGGCCUCUCCAGCUCCGACGUCGCCGCCAUCGUCUCCGCCGACCCCAAGUUCCUCUGCUCCAAUGUGGACAAGAUCCUUGCCCCCCGCGUCGCCAAGCUCCGCGACCUCGGCCUCUCGCGCCCACAGAUCGCGCGCUUCGUUUCCAUCGGCGCCCCCGUGCUCCGCUCCUGCGACGUCGCCAGCAGGCUCCGGUUCUGGAUCCCGUUGUUCGGCUCCUUCGACAAGUUCAUCCAGUCUGCCUCGAGGGGGGCUCUAGGAGGUGCUGCCAUCCUAAGGCGUGACAUUGACAAAGUAGUCAAGCCCAACAUUGCCCUGCUUCUGCGGUGCGGGCUAAGGAAGUCCUGA
Messenger RNA from Lolium rigidum, 597 nucleotides. RefSeq lists its product as uncharacterized. The transcript is spliced from 2 exons. The record is from RefSeq and is a predicted model, not a curated record. Bases 1 to 597 code for a protein of 198 amino acids. Gene Ontology annotation, biological process: chloroplast organization; regulation of DNA-templated transcription. Gene Ontology annotation, molecular function: double-stranded DNA binding. NCBI's taxonomy places the organism in Eukaryota, Viridiplantae, Streptophyta, Magnoliopsida, Poales, Poaceae. Gene Ontology annotation, cellular component: chloroplast.